GGCCUCUGUAACCACCAUAGUGUGUUAACAUCUUCAGCAAAAAUACCUUGGUGUUGGAAUCUUCAGUAAAACUUGCCUGUCAACUUUUCAAACACCUGUGCCCUGUCCGUAUAACCUUACGGACAAUGACCCUGGUUAGACCACACCUUCUUUUGUGAAGCAUGCAUGUGUGAUCAAUCAAGUACCUUGCCCAACCAGACCAAAACACCACAGACCAUAGGCACGCAACCAGACGUUACUUUUCUUGGUUACGCUCGUCUCUCUACCAUAUGGAGCUGUGACAAAGAUAGGGGCUACCUGAAGCAAGGCUCACUUGUUCAUGAACUCAGCAGAGACAACAUGGCGAACUGUUCGGACGAGGUGCCGUUCUCAGCAGACAUUCUAGCGUUGGCGGGAAGAGACCUAACCGUACGCGCCCUCCUCAGCACUGCGACCGUGUGUUUCGCGUUAACGUUCGGCCUGUACGCGGAGGAGUGUUACUCCCUCAACAAACGUGUUCCGGACCCACUGCGGAGGAACAAGCUACUCAUCGUGCUGGGGCUAUUUCCAAUGUUCAGUAUGACGUCAUUGGUGACCUUGUGGGUGCCAAGGGCAAGCCUUUACUCCAACUUCUUAUCAACGGGGUACCUGUCAGUGUCCAUGCUGGUGUUCUUCAGUCUGCUAACGGACUAUCAUGGCGGGAAAAAGCUCCUGCUGGAGGAGAUGUCGGAAACUGACAUCAAGUUCAACACGCCACCUUGCUGCUGUUGUUGUCUCUGCAUCCCCAAGUCUAAGCUAACCAGGAAGGGGUACGGGCACCUGCGGAUCCUUGUGCUGCAGUACACUAUCGUGCGCCCCCUACUGGAAUACAUCGGAGAUGUAGCCGGGGCCGACGGGACACUGAACGAUGCUCAGAUCUCAGUCCAGGGUGCGUUCGUGUGGCUGACCAUACUGCGGCUGUUGUCCACCUUGGUGUGCAUGUACGGCUGCAUGGUGAUCUACCAGAACGUCAGGGAGAUGGAGAAAUUUCAACACGUCAACAUCAGGCCCAAAUUUAUGAUAGUACAGCUGGUGCUGCUGAUCUCUAACAUGCAAACGGCUCUCCUGUCCAUCUUGUCGACUGCAGGCGCCAUACCGUGUAACCCUGACACCCUCUUCCCUGUGAGAAGCAGGGCUAACGCUCUGAACCAUUUGCUCGUCGUCUUUGAGAUGUUGUUGCUAGGGCUUCUCGCUAGGCGGCUCUACCUACAAGAAUACGCCACCCUGCAGAGGGGCGGAAACCACACUCCCACCGCCACCGAGGGAGUCACUAACCCCGCCAUGGAAGCUGAGAACGGGGAAGUCCAAACAGACGAUGUAAAGGCACAAGGGGUGAAUAUCACGUUUGUGUGAAGAUCUGGGUGAUAGCAUACGGCAAUAUAAGGUCAUACCGGUUUGAGAAAUGCUGUCCUUGAAAGCAAUAUUGUAUAUGUUCUCCUCUAACUGCAACGAUAACGUAUCUUUAGAACUAACUUUUGGCCUGGUCACCGGAAAAACAUAUAUGUUUCUUGGUCCUCCUGCAUGUUAUCUUUAACCACUACAUGCAUUGGUAUAUGAUUUGAUGUCUUUAUUUUCCAAAAUCAAUUUAACUUCGUGGUUUUAAAGCUUCUGGUUUUAAAUUUCUGGAAUUUCUUGCUUGUGGACAGACUCUAAAAUACUAAAAAGUGGAAACUUUUUCGUACUUUUCUAUCAUUUUCUUAAUUUCCUAUCAUUAUUACCAAGUUGAAAUUGUUCCUGACAGUCUGGUGUGUGACCUCCAGUGACCCCUCUGCCAGUGUGCGCCUUCGGAGCAAGCUGGACAGUCCGGUUCAACGGAAUCACCUCUGAUAAACUAUAGACUUCAAACGUAGGAAUUGAUUGAAGAAAAAAGUAUGGCUUUGAUGGAGUUUGGCAGAGAUUGUGUUUGUCUGGCUGUGUAUAUAAGAUAGAGGAGAGAAUUAACCAUGUUGUAAAAAUGCAUCUAUACCAGAAGACAGGAAAGUACCAUUAGGUCAUUCUCCUGCGCAAAGCCUUGUCCUUGGUCUUUUCAUGUACAGUAUAACGUGGGGCGGCUCUGGUAAACUUGGCUGGCGUUUUCACAUUUGUGAGAGUGGUCUAUAGCCAGUUGUCAGCCAAUCGGAGAAUCGCAUUAAUGUUUUAGGUAAAAUCGAUUCUCUGAUUGGCAGACAUCUGGUUAGAGGCCACGCCCACAAAAAAGUGGAAACCUCGGUUUAGUAGAGCCUACCCAAUGCAUACAGCACAGGCCGCGACCGAGGCUCUAGUAGUGUGCACUAGAAGAACCAUGGUCUUGAUAAUUUAUUCGUAUGGGUCCUGGUACAUUUACGCCAGCCAGGCGAAUCAGAUAUCUUUCAUUAAAACUAGUGCUAGGGUAUUACCUCAUUUGCAACACUACAUGUUUAUAUCAAAAAGUAGUUCAAUGAAAAUUUAUAUUAUGUCAUUAUAAAGGAGUUAGGUAUGGAGGGAAAUGUAUGUUAGGACUUUUAGUAUUGCAUAGCAGUAUAACCUGUAAUAAAGACCACCACAAGGAGCUAUGUUUACUACGCAUUCGGAAACCAAACUGGUGUACAUUUGUUAUGUAUAGGAUGAACUACUGUCAAUAUAGUUUGUACCCUGUAGCUUUCUUUUACAUCAUAUAGAACAAAAUAUUUUUAUCAUGUACUAUAUGAUGACCUCAACGAGAGGUUUGAUGGUUGUAUCCGGAAAACGUAUCUUAUAACUGUGUCUACAAACCAGUGUAUGUUAGUGUAUAUGUCGAAUUCAUUGCAUCUUCCGUAUGGUUGGCU
Molecule: messenger RNA, 2801 nt
Organism: Branchiostoma floridae (Florida lancelet)
Lineage: Eukaryota; Metazoa; Chordata; Leptocardii; Amphioxiformes; Branchiostomatidae
Product: organic solute transporter subunit alpha-like
Exons: 8
Coding region: 166-1371 (401 amino acids)
Biological process (GO): transport
Molecular function (GO): transporter activity
Source: RefSeq, a predicted model, not a curated record